Messenger RNA from Ustilago hordei, 2241 nucleotides. RefSeq lists its product as uncharacterized. The record is from RefSeq and is a predicted model, not a curated record. Bases 1 to 2241 code for a protein of 746 amino acids. The transcript has a single exon. Gene Ontology annotation, biological process: cristae formation. NCBI's taxonomy places the organism in Eukaryota, Fungi, Basidiomycota, Ustilaginomycetes, Ustilaginales, Ustilaginaceae.
AUGCCGCCUCCAGCAAGAGCAACAGUUGAAGACUUCAGAGACGAAGACGAUCCCUAUGCUCCUUACCGACCUGGUCAAAGCAGUCGUCGAUCUCGCUCAGCGUCUUCUCAGUCCAGUAACAGCUCCGAUCUCUCUUCCUCAUCUACAGCAUCGUCAAAUCCAACCGGUCGCACAUCACAUACCUCCACAUCGCCCAACCAACACCAGCGGAGUGAACUGUACGACAACCCCUCCUCAUCAGCCUCUUCCUCUCGCCCUCAGGCCCCGCCCGCGGAAGAAGAACCUCUCUUUGGCGGUACACCAUUUCGCGAUACGCACGACCCCUCAUCCUCCACCUCCGCCACUGCAGCCUCUUCUCCGGACAAGGAACAUCUCUACGCAAUCCUAAACAUCCCCUCAGACGCCAGCACAGAUGCUAUCAAAGAAGCCUAUCGCUCCCUCGCCGUCGUUCUUCACCCUGAUAAGCAUUCCGAUCCUUCUCGAAAGUCUGCUGCUGAGUCUAGAUUCCGAGAAGUCCAAAGAGCAUACGAAAUUCUUUCUGACCCAGAGAAAAGGACGAUAUAUGACUACUUUGGCGAAGAAGGACUCAAAUCCACCUGGAGUGUAGCGGUAAGGGGGAGAAGCAGGGAAGAAAUGGCAGCAGAAUUUGAAAGGGAAAGAAGAAGAAAACAGGCAGCAGAUGCGGAAGGCUUGGUGAAGAGUAAAGGUGAUUUUACUGCUCAUAUCGAUGCUAGUAGCUUGUUUGCUCAUCCUAGCCGUAUCCCCCGGCGACUACCAGCAAGGGGUUUAGGGGGCAAGGAGGGUGUAGCGCCCGCUCCUCAAGCUGGGCUGGUUGCAGGUUUUCCAAGGACAGUGACGUUGGCAGAGAGAGUGAACAGAGUCGGCUGCACCCAACUUGUAGGCAAACACGGAUUCGAAACGCAAGUGACGAACACCACUUCCGCUACAUUCUCCGGCCAGAUGGUAUCACGCAAUGGUCUUGGGAGUGGCAAUCUUGUCGGCACAUUGAAGACGCAUUGGUCUCCAAGGUUGUUUACCGACAUCACACUUGCUUUUCUCCGACCGCAAAUUGUUACUACCAAAGGACAGUAUACUGUGGACGCCAACUCCUUCUUCUCCUGGCAAGGUACGCUACAGACUUUAAUGCUCCCACCUACCCUCAACUUGACUUAUGCUCAACGGCUAUCCGCUAAGAGCACUUUGACUGGGUUCACCAGCGUUCGCAGCGGAACUUACGCCCUCGGACCGUGGGGAGGCAAAGUCCUGGAUGGUAGUGCAGGGGUGAUGGUCCGACGAGAACCAGCUGCUGUAUCAGUGGGAUUGACGAAGCAAGAGGGCGAUGGGAAGGGGUGGACAAGCCAGCUGAGUAUUAGUCCUGUUGAUCAGAACAUCUCUGUCGACUAUGGGAUGAAGGUGCUUGGAGGGGUGAAAUUAAGGACAGGAUUGAACAUCGGUACUGGAUCAGGCAUCUCAGCUUUCACCAACGCCGAGCGAAGAUUGACGGAGAAUGUACGUCUUUCUUUGGGGCUCAACUGCGCCUUGCCGGUAGGAGGGGUUUCAUUGAGGGUGAAAGUGAAUAGACUUGGGCAGAAGAUUCUGGUUCCGAUUACGCUCAGUCCCGAGUUUAGAAGCGAUCUGGUGGUGCUAUGCAGUGUCGUUCCUGCUGCUGCGUACACUGCGUUACACUAUGGAUACUUGGAACCGCGCAAACAGCGUCGCCUUCAGAACAGGUUGGGAGAACUUCGAGCUCAAAAUCAGGAACUUAUUCUCGAGCGACGUCAGGCAGCUUUAGAGGCCCUAGCGGUGCUUCGAGAUCAAGCGGUGAAGAAGGCUAUUCUCGAACUCCGCAAGUCCGGUCUAGUGAUCGUCGAAGCCUGGUAUGGCCGAAAAGAAGCUUUCCCUUCGCCAAGAUUCUCUCCGACCACCUUCUCGCUGGACGACGCGGAACACCUUUGGGAGCAAGAAAAGAUGAACCCAACACAACCAGCGGCAGAAGGAGUGGACUUGGAAAAGGAGACAUCAUGGGACGUGCGAGUACCCUUACAAGCACUGGUCAACAAAGGCCAACUGAUCAUUCCUGGAGGCAGAAGCAAAGCAAACUUGCUCGGAUUCCACGACCCGGUGAUGGGAGAGAAGAAAUGGUUGAGUGUAACGUAUGCGUUUCGAGGACAAUUGCAUCAGACGGUGGUGGAGGAUUGGGGUGAGAUUGCUUGUCCUAUGCGCAUUCAUCAGCUCACUUAG